This is a messenger RNA of Entrophospora candida, 200 nucleotides long. Lineage: Eukaryota; Fungi; Glomeromycota; Glomeromycetes; Entrophosporales; Entrophosporaceae. The record is from the annotation of a GenBank genome assembly.
CUAGAUGUCAAUUUGCACCAGUAUGGUCUGCUUGUAGACAUCCAAUCUAUAAAUUAUUGGAAGUAUCACAUGAAGCACUUUUGUCACGCCUUGAUGAAAUAUUAGAAGAAUUCAAUAAAUCAUUAAAAUCUAUGAUUCCUCCGGUACCUUCUCAACAUCAUUGGGAAAUUGCAGCAAGAAAUUGCAAAAAUUUCAUGAAG